AUGUCCAAUAUGAUACCACAUGGUGGCGCUACUAGAUCCAUACGUAAAAAACGAAAUAUACAGCUAAAGCUUGAAAGUUCUCCAGUUGUCUCGUCACCACAAAAGACUGGUCCAGACGAUGCAAGAGAAGGACUAGCUCAGCGUAUUACAGAUCUUGAAGUUGGGUUGGAAUUUAGAUUGGAUUUAAAAUCUGAAGAUUUGAAGCAUUUGAAAGAACUGGGGGCAGGCAAUGGUGGUACGGUGUCGCAGGUUAUGCACAUUACUACUAAGACUUUGAUGGCAAAAAAGAUUAUUCAUAUUGACGCAAAUCCAAGCCUUCGAAAACAAAUUCUUCGAGAACUUCAAAUUCUUCAUGAUUGUAAUUCAAGAUAUAUUGUAUCAUUUUAUGGCGCAUUCAUGUCUGAUGCAGACAUUUCAAUGUGUAUGGAAUAUAUGGAUGUUGGUUCGCUUGAUCAAAUCUAUAAAAAGAAUGGGCCUAUACCUUUAGAAAUUGUUGGCAAAAUCACGAUAGCAGUUUUAGAAGGCCUUAAUUAUCUCUAUGAAAGUCAUAGGAUCAUUCACAGAGGUAAAUUAUAUAUUAUUGAAACUUUUCUGUCAAGACAGAUCAAGAUUUGUGAUUUUGGUGUAUCUGGGCAAUUAAUUAAUUCUAUUGCCGAUACAUUUGUAGGAACAUCAAAUUAUAUGUCGCCAGAACGUAUUCAAGGUGCUACAUAUAGUGUUCGUUCUGAUGUUUGGUCGGUUGGCAUUACUCUGAUGGAAUUGGCGAUGGGUCGAUUUCCAUUUCCACCAGAUGGUAGUCAAUUGACUGUGUUGGAACUUUUGCAACAUAUUGUAAAUGAGGCAGCACCAAAGCUACCAGUUGGAAAGUUCCCAGAAGACUUUGAUGAUUUCGUUCAGAAAUGUUUAAUCAAGGAAGUAAGUGGUCGACCAUCUCCAAAUGAAUUGUUGAAACAUCGUUACGUUACAGAUGCUAAAGAAUCCAAAGUGGAUGUUGAAGCUUGGGCAAAGAGCAUUAAUAGAUAA
This is a messenger RNA of Funneliformis geosporum, 1023 nucleotides long. The record is from the annotation of a GenBank genome assembly. NCBI's taxonomy places the organism in Eukaryota, Fungi, Glomeromycota, Glomeromycetes, Glomerales, Glomeraceae.